GUGGGUUGUGGCCUACAACAGCCCUGGUGUGAAUGUGAACUGUUGGAAAGUUCUCCGCUGUGAAUAAAGCGAUUGAAGUGCAUCGGCGACGUCGCACCGGCGGGAGAGCGCAGGGUGAGAAGCAGCCACAAGUGGAGUCGGACUGGAUCGGUCCACCUACCAAGAAGGAGAAAGCACGACACAGCAAACAGACGAAUAACCCCGAAGGAGCUAUCACCCGACUAUUACCAUGAUCCAUAUGUUUUUACCACUGAAGAAUCUGCGACGGAAUGGCAAAUCUGUUCUUUUUGGAGCUAUUCUGCUAGUGGGAGCGGUGGUCGUCUACCAUGAGAUGGUCGCGACCAAAUCAUGGAACGAUGGCACGGGUACAAAUCCAGAUGACGGCAGCAGCUGGAGGGCACCCAUGUUUGACCAAAGGUUUAAAGGGCAGGCCAAUUUGCAUGUCUUUGAGGACUGGUGUGGCAGCUCCACGGAUGGACUGCGCCACAACCUCCACUACCCACUGUACCCUCAUUUCAGGACCACAGUGCACACGCUGGCUGUGUCCCCUCAGUGGACCAACUACGGGCUUCGCAUCUUUGGUUAUUUACAUCCUUACGCUGAUGGUGAGUUUGUGUUCGCGUUGAGCUCUGACGACAACUCGGAAUUCUGGCUCAGCACGGACAACUUUCCUUCCCAUUUGGAGCUUCUUGCAUGGGUCGGAAAGACGGGCUCUGAGUGGACAGCCCCGGGCGAGUUUGACAAGUAUGUAAGUCAGAUCUCCAAACCAACUCGGCUUUCUGCACAGAGGAGGUACUUUUUUGAAGUCAUCCACAAGCAGAAUGACAGAGGCACUGACCAUGUGGCGGUGGCUUGGAAGCUCUUGGAUGAAGAUUCCAGGUUUAUGGUCAUUGAAUCCAAGUAUAUUUCUCUCUAUGUUAAUGAGUCGGCAUUGUUAAUGAGCGAUGUUGCACACAUACCGAAGACACCUGCAAGCCACCAACGGCCCCUUCCGCCAAAUCGCACCGCAACUCCAGACAUGCUGAGGGAAGACCCGCGAGAUGCCCUCUACCAAGUGCCUUUGAUCGACGGCGAGCUCCUGCAAGGCGUUCUGCCUAACUGCUUGUACAAACCCACCUACACCAUCAAAGACUUUCCACUCGCUCGAUACCAAGGGCUGCAGUAUGUCCACUUGUCCUAUGUAUUUCCCAACGACUACACUCGACUCACACACAUGGAGAAAGUGAACAGCUGCUUCUACCCAGAGAACCGCAGCUACAAGAAAAGGUUUGUUUUUUCUCGCAAGGAGGUCCAAAAAUGGCCAGAUGUGGACGUCAAGAAGGGGCGAGUCGAAGCGGAUGUUCACAACACGGAAGAAAGCAAGAGACAGAGUGACACUGACACUUUAUGGGGACCAAGAGGAGACUUCGAAGGGCUGGAGGGUGAUGACUUCUCCCCGGUGUCAGUGUUUGAUGCUGAGGUCAACUGGAGCCAGACCUUCGAGGUGAAGCAAUUGGACCUGCAGGCCAUGCGCUCUGACCAGAUCGAUCUGCACUGCAACAUCUCUGGAAACCUGCUGAUCAACUACAGCGACGCUCUGCCCAUAGUCAAAGCUUUUAUGGACAAGCUCAAUGACAAGCAUGAAAAUGGCUUCACACUAGUACGUGUGGUUAAUGUGGAGAAGCAUUUGGAUGGGGUCAAGGGCAGCCGCUACUUACUGGAGCUGGAGCUGAAAGACGCCAAGCGUCAGCUGCUUCGUCUGUCACACUACAUCUACGCUCCAGUUCGCCGCCGCACUCCAUCACGCAGCAAGAACUUUUUACAGCGACGGCUGAAGCCUGAAAUGAUGCUGUGCAAUCCGGUCGGCUUCAGUUGGAACCCUGUGGCCACAGUCCAUUUCAUCGUGCCAGUGAAAAAUCAGGCCCGCUGGGUGCAGCAGCUGAUUGAUGACAUGACCAACUUGAUUAAGGUGACGGGCGACUCCAAUUUUAAUCUCAUCAUUGUGGACUACAACAGCACCGACAUGGACGUGAAGACGGCUUUGCAGAAGUCCUCUCUGCCCAGGUGGGCUUUACGGCACCAGUAUGUGAAGCUGAACGGUAACUUUGCACGAUCUGCAGGUCUGCAAGCAGGCAUCAACCUUAUAAACCAGGAUUACCACAGCAUUGUGUUUCUCUGUGACCUCCACAUCCAGUUUCCUCCCUCCAUCAUUGAGUCCAUUCGGAAGCACUGUGUGGAGGGCUUCAUGGCCUUUGCCCCCAUUGUUUUGAGGCUGGACUGUGGGGCCACACCUUUUGAAGGCAGAGGUUACUGGGAGGUAAAUGGCUUCGGCUUACUGGGCAUUUAUAAGUCUGAUCUGGAUGCAGUGGGAGGAAUGAACACAAAGGAGUUCACCGACCAGUGGGGAGGAGAAGACUGGGAGCUGCUUGACAGGAUCCUCCAGGCAGGACUGGAGGUGGAACGGAUUUACUUACGGAACUUUUUCCACCAUUAUCACUCCAAACGCGGCAUGUGGAACCACAACAUGCCACCCGGAAAAACAUGACCACGCCUCCUCUCCCUCUACGGCAUCCAAAAACCUUUAGAGCAGGGGUCACCAACGUUUUUUCUUGCGAGACCUACUUUUAGAAAAAGAAAAUGGCCACGAGCUACUCAUUUUUGUAGAAAUGAUUUUCAUACCUUAUUUCAACCCAAACAGAUCACAUAUGCUUGUUUUACCAAAACAUUCACAAAAUGCUGGUAUCCACAACUCACAUUUUAUGUUUCAGAAUACUUUUCUUUCUAGUGUUCUCACAUUAUUAACUGAAAACCUGAAUGAAAAGCAGGCCUGCGGGCGCCUCAUGUGGUCGUGGGGGGCUACCUGGUGCCCGCGGGCACCACGUUGGUGACCCCUGCUUUAGAGUGACAGGAGUCACUUUAAAGUUGGAGCCCAAUUCAUGACUCCUGCUUCCUAAUUGUCAUGACUACUGAUCAGCAAGCAGACAGGGUGACCACUCAGGAUCCUUCUAGCUCGCAGUCAAGGUCGUCGCUAUGGAGAUUUUACUGAUAAAAUCAGUGUUGUUUCCACUGUGGGUACUGCUGACUCAAAAAGAGGGUACUAUUUAAUGCCUUUGUAAAUGAAGAUACUGUAUGUUGCUGACUACAUCAUAAUGAUGUGCACUACUGGCUGCAAGGACCUCACCUAAUUUACGACACUCCAAGGAUGUGUACACACACCUGUAUUGUGUAUGUAUUAUGUAUUGCACAUUAGUCUGAACUGGAAAAUUUCUAUUAUAGUAAAAUAUGUAUUUGUCAGCAAAGUGUCUGUCAUGGAAUAAAUUUUGGAAAACUUAACUUAUUAUGACAGUAAUGUCUCUGUCAAGUAGUCUUGUUGUAGAUGUCAUCAUCUAAUGUACAGACUUAAUAACAAUAAUAAUAUUGCAUCAAGUCAUAAUUGUUGGAAGCUUUUACCAAACAGAGAUUUAAUGUAAUAUAAUGUGUUUACCAAAGAACUUAUCCCAAUCCGAUAUAAAUUCCAUUUUUCAGUUGCAGUGCAUGAUAAAAUCAAACAGGAAAUGUUAUGUUAAUGACAUGAGCUGAAUGUGUUUUUUUUUUUAAUACUAUUUUUUUUUUCAGCAGCUAUCUGAUUGUUCACAUCAAUUUUUAAUAUGGUGCUAGCCAAUUAUUCAAAAUUAAUGCAGCACAUCUGCUUAAUUUUGGUCCAAUGCAUUCAGUUUGUGAAAACUCACUUACCGUAUCUGUCAUUUUUCUUAAUGUCUGACUUUUGUACAUUGUGUGACCCUCUCAGGGAUGAUUUUUGUUACAUUCAAAGCACACUGCCUUGUCACAUUUCAGAAAUAAAUGUAUCCAAAGAA
Messenger RNA from Dunckerocampus dactyliophorus (ringed pipefish), 3833 nucleotides. RefSeq names its product beta-1,4-N-acetyl-galactosaminyl transferase 3b (gene b4galnt3b). The record is from RefSeq and is a predicted model, not a curated record. Gene Ontology annotation, molecular function: acetylgalactosaminyltransferase activity. Lineage: Eukaryota; Metazoa; Chordata; Actinopteri; Syngnathiformes; Syngnathidae. The transcript has 19 exons. Gene Ontology annotation, cellular component: Golgi cisterna membrane. Bases 230 to 2524 code for a protein of 764 amino acids.